AUGGAGCCCGACCUCUCCGCCUCCAUCACCCACCACCCGCACCCUUUCAACCUCCACCACCACGUCUCCAAUGUCUCGCGCUCCAGCAACCACACCCCGAUGUCUGGCGCCCGGUCUACCCAUGCGAACGACAAUGCCAAAGUCGCCGCGAGCACUGCCCUCGAGGCCGAGCAGGUAGGCGGCGAGCAGGAGGGCGCACACGCCCGCCACCCUCCACACCACGAGGACAUUGAGAACCAGAAGGCGGGCGGGCGCCUCCCCCGCUACUCUGCCGAGAGCGACCCUUACGGCCUGUCAGCAGGGUACAAGACCGCCGAUGAGCUGGAGAAGAUCAAGGCCAACAUCUCUAGGAAGCGUGACGGCCGGCCCUCCUCCUCCUCCAACGCCGCCGGCGCCAGCAUCACCAGCAGCACCUCGUCCCCCGCCCCCAGCGUCAGGCGCGCCACGUCCAGCCUCCUGCCCGGCUUUGGCCGCAGGGCCGUCCAGUCCCGCCGCGUCCAGGGCUUCUACAACCGCCAGAACGAGACCAUCGAGCGCAUGCUCAAGUCCGUCGACCAGCACGUCGCAGAGGCCAGGCAGGAGCAGGGCGAGGACCAGCUCAAGUUCAAGAUCGCCGUCUGGGGCUCCUUCGUCGCCAACGUCGUCCUGGCCGCCCUGCAGGUCUACGGCGCCAUCUCGUCCAGCUCCCUCUCGCUGUUCACCACCAUGGCCGACGCCAUCUUCGACCCCCUCAGCAACGUCACCCUGAUCUUCGCCAACCGCGCCGUCCGCCGCGUCGACCCCGCCCGCUUCCCCUCGGGCAAGGCCCGUCUCGAGACCGUCGGGAACAUCACCUUUUGUUUCCUCAUGACCGCCGUCUCCUUCAUCCUCAUCGCCUUCUCCGCCCGCGAGCUGGCCGACCGCGAGGGCGAGGCCGGGGUUAACCGCUUCCACCUCCCCUCCGUCAUCGCCGUCAGCGUCGCCUUCGCCACAAAGCUCGCCCUGUUCCUCUACACCUGGGCCCUCAAGGACCGCUACUCGCAGAUCCUCAUCCUCUGGCAGGACCACCGCAACGACCUGCUCAUCAACGGCUUCGGCAUCCUCACCUCGGUCGGCGGCUCCAAGCUCAUCUGGUGGAUCGACCCGGCCGGCGCCAUCGUCAUAUCCGUCAUCAUCAGCUUCGCCUGGCUGCGCACCGCCUUCACCGAGUUCCUCCUGCUCGUCGGCGUCGUCGCCUCCGUCGAGACCCAGCAGCUCAUCACCUACGUCUGCUGCACCCACAGCCCCGCCAUCCGCCAGAUCGACACCGUCCGCGUCUACCACUCCGGCCCGCGCCUCAUCGCAGAGGUCGACGUCGUCAUGGACCCCAACGAAUCGCUGCAGGAGACCCACGACGUCGCCGAGGACCUCCAGUUCAAGCUCGAGAGCCUGCCCGACGUGGAGAGGGCUUAUGUGCAUGUUGACUAUGAGACGGAUCACAAGCCUGAGCAUUUCUUCAAGAAGGAUCUUUAA
This is a messenger RNA of Diaporthe batatas, 1491 nucleotides long. RefSeq lists its product as uncharacterized. The record is from RefSeq and is a predicted model, not a curated record. The transcript has a single exon. Gene Ontology annotation, biological process: monoatomic cation transport; transmembrane transport. Bases 1 to 1491 code for a protein of 496 amino acids. Gene Ontology annotation, cellular component: membrane. Gene Ontology annotation, molecular function: monoatomic cation transmembrane transporter activity. Lineage: Eukaryota; Fungi; Ascomycota; Sordariomycetes; Diaporthales; Diaporthaceae.